AUGCCGCUUCUUCAAUUUGCCCAAGAAAUUUUCGCUUCAAGCUCUCAUUUCUCAACGAUUCGAAUACUAAAACUGCUCCUCCUGUUGCUGUUCAAUUUCGCACAAGCUUCUCGAGAUUACUGUGCCAAUGAGACGGAUAUCAUCGACCAUAUCUUGUACGACACAACGGUUCAUUACAAUCGCCACAAAACGCCGAACGAUCCGGUGGAGGUGCGGAUUGAAUUAUGGGUGCAGGAAGUGACGUCAGUGUCGGAGAUGACGCAGGAUUUCGAAAUUGGUGAGCGUUUUGGCCAUACAAAUAUUUUUUUUUAUUUUUUUGGCUUGAAGUUUAGUCUGUCGGGAAAGUAAUGAGCACAAUGUCGCAGCGCCGAUCGUGUCGCUGAAGUGAAAAGCAAAUUGAUUUUUGUCAUUGUUAAUUCAUUUUCGCGGCUUCGAUGUAAUUUUCGAUCCGACAGAGUGCUCAUUAUUUUCCCGACAGAGCUAUAAGAAUACUCAAGAGUUUGCCCACUUAAAUCUCGAGACUCUUGCAAAAGUUCGCCGUUUUCGUCUCCGCAAAUUGGAGAGUUCCGAUGUGGCGACGCGUAAAAUUAUGCAAAAUGGGAGGAUGUGGGUUUCCGCCGGCGAAAGUGUCCACUAAACGUAGAAUUUCCAUAGUUUUAGGAAAAAAAUAGUCUCGAAAUUACAAAAAAGAACAGCCGAUAAAUCUAUUUACAACAACCGUCAAAGCGUUAAACACCGAUAAUGAUUACCUUGACGGAAUUUAUGCAUAAAAAAUAUUGCUUUAUUAUAAAAAAGAUCAGAGAAAAAAUCCAACGCCGACGUUAGAACCAUCUGCACUUCGUCAGUUUAAUUAAUGCUGCCACCAUUAUUGAACGAAUAUGCCGCGGUGAACACGUGAUCCACGUUAUCCAAGCUCACUUCCCACGGACAGAAAUAGCCUUCAAUUUUAAAGCAUACGGCAUUUGUUUCCCCGGUUAUGAGGCUUUUGGAUAAGAGGCCCCGCUGUUUCAGCCAAUUCAGUGACGCAGCUGAAGUUAGGUGCUUGAGUUGACUGAAAGUUGCUCAUUUCCAAAGGUUCGGAUGAUGUUGUCCAGGUACUCUUCAUCCAUUUCGGGGAGAUCUUGAUGACUGUAAGAGAGAAACGUUCGUAUGUGCUGAAAAGACUUCAAUUUUAAAGCAUACGGCAUUUGUUUCACCGGUUAUGAGGCUUUUGGACAAGAGGCCCCGCUGUUUCAGCCAAUUCAGUGAAGCAGCUGAAGUUAGGUGCUUCGGGUUGACUGAAAGUUGCUCAUUUCCAAAGGUUAGGAUGAUGUUAUCUAGGGACUCUUCAUCCAUUUCGGGGGAGAUCUUGAUCACUGUAAGAGAGAAACGUUCGUAUGUGCUGAAAAGACUUGUUUUAAUCAGAUUCCCUGUUUUCAGUAUAUGCGUCGGCUGCCCGCAAGGAGCAACAGGCGCGAAGAAAAAUUUUGGAAACUUUUACCUUCUCAUUUCAAACUCUACAAUCACUAAUAUAACAAUACUUUUUUCACUUAUGAGUAAUCAAAUUUCAAAAAGGAAAAAAUAAAACUUUCAGCUUAUCUUCUUGAUGGCGUAUUUUACCAAGCCUUAUAAUCAUUCAUCUGGAGUCUAAAAUCUUAUAAUUUAUUUUUUCAUCUCAAAAAUACCCCUUUUAGAUCUCUAUGUCAAUGAAUUUUGGGAGGACCCCGCUCUGGCCUACGAUUACAUGAGGCCAUGUAAAAUGAAUCUAUCUUUUGACCACACCAUGAUGAAUACAAUUUGGAUCCCGAACACCGCAUUUAUCAAUUCGAAAAGCGCUCAAAUCCACAGCUCGCCAUUUCGGAAUGUGUUUUUGAUGAUCUUCCCGAACGGCUCAAUCUGGUCUUGCUGGAGAAUCAAGAGCAGAGGACCUUGUUUGUUGGAUCUGUAUCAGGUAGAACUGUUUUUAGUUUGUGUUUUAGUAUUUAGAAUAAUUGAAAAAAAGGUCGAUGAAUUUCACUGUGCAAAAAAGGUGGAUCAAAAAUUUGCACCGUGCAAUAAAUUUUGUCGAAAUUUUUCCACGGUGCAAAAAAAAUAAAACUGAAUUUUUUUUCUCACUGUAUGAAAAAAAGUCGAAAAAAAACUCGAUUGAAAUUUGUGCAUUGUGCGAAAAAAGAAAAGCGAAAGUUUUCUGCACUGUGCGAAAAAAUCGAAAAAAAUUUUUUGCACCGUGCAAGAAAAAAAAAUCAAUAAUAGUUUUUGCACUGUGCAUGAAAUCGAUCAAAAUUUUUUGCACUGUGCAAAUUAAAAAUUCUUCUUUUCAGUUUCCCAUGGACAAGAUAACUUGUUUCUUGACCUUCGAAUCCUACAAUUACAAUCGAAAUUUGGUCAGGAUGAUGUGGAAUGCCCCUUCAGCGGUGCUUCUUUAUAAGGACAUUGAAUUGCCCGACUUUUCAUUGACAAAUUACACUUGGAACAUUAUCGAGAAGGUAAGCGAGACACGAUGAUUCAGUUCGUAUUUUACAACUCAUAUUUUUCAGCAAUACGCUGCUGGCGUUUGGGAUGAACUUUCUGUUCAUUUCGCGUUCAAACGACGCUAUGGUUGGUAUCUUCUGCAAGGCUAUAUUCCAACAUACCUCACAAUUUUCAUAUCGUGGAUUCCGUUUUAUUUGGGCCCCAGGGCGAUCCCAGCCAGAACAAUGAUUGGCGUGGUAAGAGGGGAACUUUUUAGGUUUUUUUUGGCUUUUGCACAAUGCGUGAAAAAUAAGUUUGAUGCAUUUAUUAUAUUUUUAACCGCACUGUGCAAUUGCACAGUGCAAAAAAAGUUUUGAUUGCACUGUGCAAAAGCGACAAAUUUUGCACAAUGCGGCGCGACAAACCUUGGGUUUUUUGUUUUUGCACUGUGCAGCCAGAAAAUUAUGAUUAUCGCACUGUGCCAAAGCGACAAAGUUUGCACAGUGCAAACGUAAGUGUUAUUUUUUGCCGCACUGUGCGCUGAGAAAAAAGCUUUUGUUUUUUGCACCGUGCAAAGAGAAAAAUUUUUGCACUGUGCGAAAAAAUGUUUGCACUGUGCAAAAGCGACAAAUUUUGCACAGUGCGGCGCGAUAAACCUUGGGUUUUUAGUUUUUGCACUGUGCAGCCAUAAAAUUUAGAUUAUUGCACUGUGCAAUCAGAAAUUGUUAUUUUUUGCCGCACUGUGCGCCGAGAAAAAAGCCUUUGUUUUUUUGCACCGUGCAAAGAGAAAAAUUUCUGCACUGUGCGAAAAAAUGUUUGCACUGUGCAGCAAAAAAAUUUCGAAAAGUGCACAGUGCGGAAAGAUGAAGAAUUCUAUAAAAAUCGGCGUACUAAGCACCAGAACAACACCACGAACGCCUAAAGGCCAACUUUACACCUCGUACUACAUAGUAUCAGAUAGUAAGCACCAAGUCUUUAAAACGUGUUUUUGAAGAGUGCUAAGCAUCAAAACAACACCAUUAACGUCAAAAGCCAUAUUUUGACCUCGUACUAUAUAGUAUCAGAAUAGUAAUGUAUAGUACUAGAGGAAAAAUGAACAUGAUUUUCGAAACCAGCACCUUCGAAAUCCCCUAAAUCCAGUAUUUUUCGAAUUGUCGCAAACCAUAUAGUGCACAGUGCGUUAAUGAUUUUUUUUUUUUUUUUUUUUUUUUUUUUUUUUUUUAAUUUUUUGCGGAAAAUUGCUGACAUAAUAGCAAAAUUCCAGAACGCUCUUCUCGCUAUGACUUUCCAAUUCGGCAAUGUGAUCCGAAACUUGCCACGGGUCAAUUACAUCAAAGUCAUCGAUUGGUGGGUCCUGUCCGGGAUGUCGUUCGUUUUUGGCUCUUUGAUCGAGUUGGCCGUGAUUGGAUUCAAAAUGAGGAAUGAGGGAAAUUCGCUGAAGAUCAAGGAUUUGAGCAAAAAACGCAAAUUUAAGAAGAAAACGGCAGUGGUAAUACGAUGCGAAAGGUUGGAUUUGAUGUCAAGGUACCUGUUUCCGUGUAAGUCGACUUUUAGUUUUGUUUUGUUUUUGAAAAAAAUUUGGUGGAAAUUUUGGAUUUUUAAACCGAAAAAGUAGAGAAAAAACCGCACUGUGCGGUGAUUUUAUCGCACUGUGCAAUAAAUUUUUUUUGCACUGUGCAUUUUGCAUUGUUUUUUUUAAUUUCAUCGCACAGUGCAAUAAAAUUUUUUUGCACUGUGCGAUACAAAAAAAAACUUUUGCACAGUGCGACGAUUUUAUCGCACAGUCCAAUGAAAUUUUUCGCACAAUGCAAUAAAAUUUUUUUGCACUGUGCGAUACAAAAAAAAACUUUUGCACAGUGCGACGACUUUAUCGCACAGUGCAAUGAAAUUUUUUCGCACAGUGCAAUAAAAAUUUUUUUGCACUGUGCGAUACAAAAAAAAGCUUUUGCACAGUGCGCCGCAGAAAUUUGCACAGUGCGACGAUUUUAUCGCACAGUGCAAUGAAAUUUUUUCGCACUGUGCGAUAAAAAAUUUUUGCACUGUGCGAUACAAAAAAAAAUUUUGCACAGUGCGUAGCAAAAAUUGCACUGUGCGACGAGCCUUCUAACCGUGCAAUAAAAAAACUAUAAUUUUUCAAAAAAAAUUACUACUAAAAAGCGCAAUUUCAGUGAUGUUUACGUUGUUCAAUCUUGUCUACUGGGGUCGAAUGAUCAUCAACAACGAGUUCUAG
Molecule: messenger RNA, 4660 nt
Organism: Bursaphelenchus xylophilus (pine wood nematode)
Lineage: Eukaryota; Metazoa; Nematoda; Chromadorea; Rhabditida; Aphelenchoididae
Source: the annotation of a GenBank genome assembly